Messenger RNA from Aethina tumida (small hive beetle), 1166 nucleotides. RefSeq lists its product as uncharacterized. The coding region runs from base 70 to 723 and encodes 217 amino acids. Lineage: Eukaryota; Metazoa; Arthropoda; Insecta; Coleoptera; Nitidulidae. The transcript has 2 exons. The record is from RefSeq and is a predicted model, not a curated record.
GUAUAAAAAGAAAAAAUCCAUCUGAUUGCACCAUCAGUACCAAAAAGUUCUUCGUCACAAGCAUAUAACAUGAUAUUUCUGAGUGCAAAUUUGCUUCUGGCCUUCGUUGUGGGAACAUCCAGCUCUGGUUUCGUCAGAGGUUACGGCGAAGGAGUUUCUGCCAGCCAGACGUUCGAUCACGGACAAGGUUACGGACAAGGAACCGAAUUGCAGAACGGGGACGGACACGGUCCCGAGAUCGGCGCCGGUGCCAGCAGCUACGAGUCCGGAAUUGGUGGAGGUUCGACACACGGCGGCGACUUCGAGACCAAACACUUGGAGGAGCACGUGAGCAUCCCGACGCACACCAUCGAGCACACGAAACCGGUGCCGGUGCCCGUUUACAAGAAGAUCGGCGUGCCAGUUCCGCAUCCGGUGGGAGUACCGGUGCCGCAAGUCAUCAAGGUGCCAGUACCGCAACCCUAUCCCGUUCACGUUCCGGUACCACAGCCGAUCGCGGUUCCCAUCUACAAAUUGGUGCCGCAGGAGAUUGAGAAGAAGGUUCCGAUUACCGUGCAUAAGAUUGUGCCCGUGGAAGUGGAGAAGCCAUAUAAAAUAGAAAUCGAGAAGCACCAUCUUCAGUACGUGGAAAAGCCGUACCCAGUUCACGUGCCGGUCUACAAACAUGUCUACCAUCAUGUGCCAAAACACGAAGGUGGUGGCGGAGGUCACGGAUGGCAUUAGGGCAUCUUAGAAUGUUAGUUGUUGUUGAAUUUUAUUUAUGAUUUGUUGUACGUUAUUAAUUGUUGUUUUAUACUUUCUUAUUAAUCAUUUCCUAGUCCACCACCAUCAUCAUCAUAACCAUCAUCUUUAUCGUCAUAGUUUUAUAAUUUAUGCUUCUAGAAUAUUGUUGCCACUUUUCUAAUAAAUCUAUUUAUUAUUACUUCGAGUUGCCUCAUUACAUGAAACAUAAAAACACUGAGAUCGAUAAGCUUCUACACGUACCAAAACACUGUGUGGUGCAGGUUCAUCAUCAUCAUAUUCUUUGAACUUUGGGACGGUUCAUAUGUUUAACACCAAUAUUUUUUAUAAUAAAUGGUUAAAAUUUGAGCACAGGUAGAGCACGUCCAAUAAUGAAGAAAAUAUAAAAAAAAUUGUGUUUCUGUAUUUUCUUUGGGCGCAACUUA